GUAGUACUGAAAGGAACGUAGGCUACUCUUGGAAGCCAAACACAUAGAGAAUAGAGUUACUUCUCAAGACUUUCUCUUUUGUGGAAGAGUCAGAUUGUUGAAGUGUCUUUUAUAUUGUAAAGACCAACUCGUCCAACUUACACCGGGAGUGUCCAUGUGUCCAGGGCGCGCAUAACAUUUCUUGAAGUCACAAAGUGGUAAGGAGAGAGAGAACCGCUGCCAUGACUGACUUGAAGAUACGGCGAUAUGAGGAAGAUGAUGACGAGGUGGUCAAGGAGAUUUUCACUAUGGGCAUGAGCGAGCACGUUCCUGCUUCUUUCAUGCACAUGCUCAAGCAGCCCCUGAUGCAGAUGCUAUGCGUUUGUUUGUUCUGCACAUUGAUGGCCACGUCAAAAUCCUUCCUCCUGCCCGUCCUCGCCGUGACGCUGCUCCUCGCUGGGGGUCGGCAGAUGGUCUCUUACCUCUUCAACUGCUACAUCGACGAGUCCAUGAAGCGGGACCUGGACAAGAUUCGGGAGACCUACCUCACCACCCCAAACUCCUGCUUUUGGGUGGGGGAAAUUGACGGGCGCGUCGUGGCCACGGUUGCGUGUUUGCCGGCUGAAAAGCAACCCGAGUGCUUGGAGCUGAAGCGCAUGUCCGUGAGGCGCUCGCACCGUGGACAGGGCAUCGCCAAGGCGUUGUGCCACACAGUCGCUGAGUUUACGCGCUCGCGAGGUUAUCAAGGUGUGGUCCUAUACACCUCUGUGGUACAGACGGACGCUCAGUAUCUGUAUGAGCGAGUUGGAUAUCAGAAAAUGCGACAGUUUGUCAUUCCAGAGUUUUUAGCAAGAAUUUUAAACUUCUCCCUAAUCGAGUACAGACUGAACGUCCAGCCAUCGUCAUAAAAGAACGACGACUUCGCUUUGCCAGUGCGAUGACCUGGGUGUGUGUGUAUGUGUGUAUGUGUGUGUGUGAGAGAGAGAGAGAAAAUAGAGAGAAUGCAAAUACUGUUUAUACAAACCUCAACAAUGUCACAAUUGACCAUUUAGGUAAUAGUAUGGUAGACUACCCAGUUAUAACCAAAGGCUAUGUUUAUGUCAGUUGGAAGGGAAACAAAGAAGUCCUCCUGAGUGAUGUGAGGGGUUAGCGUAUGUCCCAAGACUUCUGGACAGCAAGCAUCUUGAGAUCUUUGUGCAGUGUCCAACUCUGUGUUGAAACUGUUAUUGGAUAAUGACCAUUGUUUUGAUGACCACUUCCUGUUUUAACUAUAUUGGGCUAUAUCAAUUUUGAUUUUUGAUUUCAGAUUGUUGAAAACUAAACACACCUCAAGUUGGUGGUAACCGUCUGCGACAGAAGUGGAAAACUCUGUCUUGUGACUGAUGCACUGUAUGAUUACAUCUUACUUCCCCCAGCUUAGGAAAGGGACUUGCACAACAGAAUGUCUUUUCAAAAAAACAGAACGAAAAAAAUGGUAAAACAAAAAAACAUUUUCUUACGAAUAUGUUAUGUUACUGUAGGCCUACAUUUGUGUGGACUCAUUAGAUUAUGUCUCAUUACAUUGAAGAAAUGUAUUCGCUGACCUUCAUUUGCAUGUUUCUGUGGUAACCACAAAAACAGCAAAGCCAGUCAGCUGAUUAAUUUUGGAACUUAGAAGAGCAGUGUGUCAUUUCACUGGCUCUCAAGCUGAACAUUAACAACCUUUUGCAAUACCUGUGUAUUUGUUUACACUUUUCUAUGGAUAGGUCCUGGCAGUUUGAGAAGGGAGUCUUAAAUCAUGGUUAAUGGUCAGUCAUAGUAUGGGAUUGGGAUUGGAUAACCCCAUUCCUGUUAAUCAUCAAUAACACAUUAGUAACACAUAACACAAGUCUUGUACUCCCAAAUUGGUUAAGUGUGUCAAUCAAGUGAUGUGAUUAAAUUAAUUUAAUGGAAGUAUGUUCAUCAGUUGAUUAAAAGUCAUGAUUGUGUCAAUUGUUUUCUGUAAAACUGUUUGUUCCUAUUUUUAAUCGGUUUCAUUUUAAUAAUAAAAUCUUUAAGGAUGUA
Engraulis encrasicolus (European anchovy) is the source of this 2022-nucleotide messenger RNA. RefSeq names its product probable N-acetyltransferase camello. Bases 222 to 887 code for a protein of 221 amino acids. The record is from RefSeq and is a predicted model, not a curated record. The transcript has 3 exons. NCBI's taxonomy places the organism in Eukaryota, Metazoa, Chordata, Actinopteri, Clupeiformes, Engraulidae. Gene Ontology annotation, molecular function: N-acetyltransferase activity.